AUCACUUUUCAGGAAACACAACCCGUAUAAAUACAGCAAAGAUGACUUCUGAGAACAACAACAUCAAAGAGGAGAGCUUCAAGACGCAGCUCGACAAGGCUGCAGACAACGCUCGCGAGAUGGAAAACCAGAAGCCCAAUCCCAUCGUCGAGAAGAUCACGGAAUAUGUCCCUGCAGCCGCCAAAAUCUUACCCGCUCGUCAAAGCCCUCCCAAGGAAGAAGACAAGCCUCCAGGACCUCCCGAGCGACCGCAUCAUGAUCACAAGAUUGAAGAUUUCGUGAGGGACCAGCACAGAAGUCAAGGCAUUGAGGGUGUUUUGGGACAGGCUUCCAAUGACAAGUAAUGAUGUUGCACUUUUGGGGAGGCAGGGUUGCUGCGUAUUUAGGCUUUCCGCGAACACGAAUGAAUGAGCUUAUGAUUC
Fusarium graminearum PH-1 is the source of this 422-nucleotide messenger RNA. RefSeq lists its product as uncharacterized. Bases 42 to 344 code for a protein of 100 amino acids. The transcript has 2 exons. NCBI's taxonomy places the organism in Eukaryota, Fungi, Ascomycota, Sordariomycetes, Hypocreales, Nectriaceae. The record is from RefSeq and is a predicted model, not a curated record.